AUGGACAGGCGGCUGAGGGGCGCGGCCAUCCCCUGCUUGCUGAGCCUCUUACCAACUGCACUGGGCCUUGUGCACCCAGAAUGUGACUUCAUCGCACAGUUGAGAGAGGAUGAGCAUGCAUGUCUUCAAGCAGCAGAGAGGAUGCCCAACACCACCCUGGGCUGCCCUAGCACCUGGGAUGGGCUGCUGUGCUGGCCAAAGGCAGGCUCUGGCGAGUGGGUCACCCUCCCCUGCCCAGAUUUCUUCUCUCACUUCAGCUCAGAGUCAGGGGCCGUGAAGCGGAAUUGCACUGUCACGGGCUGGUCCGAGCCCUUCCCACCUUACCCUGUGGCCUGCCCUGUGCCCCUGGAGCUACUGGCUGAGGAGAAAUCUUACUUUUCCACGGUGAAGAUCAUCUAUACCAUGGGCCACAGCAUCUCUGUUGUAACCCUCUUCGUGGGCAUUGCCAUCCUGGUCACUCUCAGGAGGCUCCAUUGCCCCCGGAACUACAUCCACACUCAGCUGUUUGCCACCUUUAUCCUCAAGGCGGGAGCCGUGUUCCUGAAGGAUGCCACCCUCUUCCAUGGCGACAACACUGACCACUGCAGCUUCUCCACUGUUCUGUGCAAGGUCUCUGUGGCUGCCUCCCAUCUUGCCACCAUGACCAACUUCAGCUGGCUGUCGGCCGAAGCUGUCUACCUGACCUGCCUCUUGGCUUCUACGUCACCCAGUGUGAGGUGCCCCUUCUGGUGGCUGGUUCUUGCUGGCUGGGGGUUUCCAGUGCUCUUCGUUGGCACCUGGGUGGGCUUCAAGUGGGCCUUUGAGGAUAUUGCGUGCUGGGACCUGGACAACAGCUCCCCCUACUGGUGGAUCAUCAAGGGGCCCAUCAUCCUCUCUGUCGGGGUGAACUUUGGGCUUUUUCUCAAUAUUGUUCGCAUCCUGUUAAGGAAACUGGAGCUGGCUCAGGGCAGCCUCCACACCCAGUCUCAGUAUUGGCGUCUCUCCAAAUCAACACUUUUCCUCAUCCCUCUGUUUGGAAUUCACUACAUCAUCUUCAACUUCCUGCCUGACAAUGCCGGCCUGGGCAUCCGCCUGCCCCUGGAGCUGGGGCUGGGUUCCUUCCAGGGAUUCAUCGUUGCCAUCCUGUACUGCUUCCUCAACCAAGAGGUGAGGACUGAGAUUUCUCGAAGGUGGCACGGCCACGACCCUGAGCUUCUGCCAGCCCGGCAGACCCGCUCCAGAUGGACAAUGCCCUCCGGCUCUGGGGUGAAGGUGCUGACAUCUGUGUGCUAG
Messenger RNA from Trichechus manatus latirostris (Florida manatee), 1272 nucleotides. RefSeq names its product growth hormone releasing hormone receptor (gene GHRHR). Gene Ontology annotation, cellular component: plasma membrane. Gene Ontology annotation, molecular function: growth hormone-releasing hormone receptor activity; peptide hormone binding; growth factor binding. Lineage: Eukaryota; Metazoa; Chordata; Mammalia; Sirenia; Trichechidae. The transcript has 13 exons. The coding region runs from base 1 to 1272 and encodes 423 amino acids. Gene Ontology annotation, biological process: adenylate cyclase-activating G protein-coupled receptor signaling pathway; positive regulation of cell population proliferation; cell surface receptor signaling pathway. The record is from RefSeq and is a predicted model, not a curated record.